Molecule: messenger RNA, 2037 nt
Organism: Kluyveromyces lactis
Lineage: Eukaryota; Fungi; Ascomycota; Saccharomycetes; Saccharomycetales; Saccharomycetaceae
Exons: 1
Coding region: 1-2037 (678 amino acids)
Biological process (GO): amine metabolic process
Molecular function (GO): copper ion binding; primary methylamine oxidase activity; quinone binding
Source: RefSeq, a predicted model, not a curated record
AUGUCAACACAACACAUUUUUGACCCAGUUACCGAUACUGAGAUCAGAACCACUUCCAAGCUUUUGAAAGAUUUGAACGGUGAUGCCAAGUUGCACUUCCUUCAAAUCGACAGAUUGGAUCCUCCAAAGGACAAGGCUAUUCAAUACUUGAACAUUGAACGUUACGGCGGUGGUAAAUUGCCAUACAUCCCAAGAAGAACAUAUGCUUAUUACUACAUCAAUGACAAGAUGCCUUUGUUCAAGGCAAUCGUUAACGUCAGUGAAAACCACGUGAUCUGUAAUGUCGAAACCCCAGAAGGUACCAUUGGUCCAUUGUUGCCAGAAGACAUGGCCAAGGCAGAAGAAGCAUCCCUAAAGCAUCCAGCAGUGCUCGCAGAAAUUGCCAAGUUGAAGCUAGACCAAGCUUCCUACAACCACGCAAACUUGGGUAAAUUAAGUUACAAAGUCGUCUCAGAACCAUGGAUGUACGGUACUGAUUCUCCAAAUGAUAAGACCCCAAUGCUACAAUGUUACAUGUACUUGAAACUAGACCAUCCCGAUGCUAACCAUUACUCCGUGCCAUUGAGGUUUUCACCAGUUUUCGAAUACUUGUCUUUGAAAUUUGUUAGAAUGGAUUAUUUACCUUCUGGUGCUGAUGAACUAUACAUCAAAGAAACUUUACCAUUCAAGGCAAUCCCAACUGUCGAAUACCACCCAGACGUCAUCGAGAACUUCCAGGAACGUGAAGGCUUGAAACCAUUACUCAUCCAACAACCUGAAGGUGCCUCUUUCAACGUUGACGGUACAAAGAUCACUUGGCAAGGUUGGGAAUUUAGAGUCGCUACGAACUGUAGGGAAGGUUUCGCGUUGUAUGAUGUUCACUUCAAGGGCAGAUCCUUGAUCUAUCGUGGAAGUCUCGAAGAGAUGACCGUUCCGUACCUUGACAGUCGCGCUCCGUACCACAGGAAGCAAGCCUUCGAUCUAGGUGAUUGUGGGUUCGGUAACACUGCGAAUUCUUUGGCUUUAGGCUGCCAUUGUUUGGGUGUUAUCAAAUAUUUGGAUACAACAAGAGCCGACGCAGAUGGUAGUCCAGUUUUGAUUCCAUCAACCAUCUGUAUGCACGAACAAGACUACGGUUUGCUAUUCUUGCACCAGAACUACAGAACUGGUUCUACUGUUGCAACCAGAAGAAGAGAAUUUGUCAUUCAAACAAUCGCAACCGUCGCUAACUAUGAAUAUAUCAUCAACUUGAUCUUCGAUCAAGCUGGUGCCAUUACAGUGCAAGUUAGAGCCACCGGUAUUUUAUCCACUAUGCCAAAUGAUGAGGGAUGUGUGACCGAUUGGGCCACUCCAGUUGGCCCAGGCGUUACCGCAGCCUUCCACCAACAUUUACUUUCAUUCAGAUUCGAUAUGAGAUUGGACGGUGAUAAGAACACCGUUGUGUACGAUGACUACUUGCCAAUGGAAGAGAACACAGCUCUAAAUCCAUAUAACAUUGGUGCCACUCAAAAGAGAACUUUUGUUGAAAAAUCGGGUUCCAUCGAUCAAUCUCCAUUCACUAAUAGAACAUAUAAGGUGAUUAACGAAAACUCAAUCAACCCGGUAACUAAGAAGCCAGUCGGUUACAAGUUCGAAAUGCCAGCUAAACAAAUGAUCUUGGCUUCUAAGGAUUCAUACAACGUUAAGAGAGCUCACUUCGCAACUAAACAAAUUUGGGUCACCAAGUACGCAGAAGACAGAAUGUAUGCAGCUGGUGAAUUCACUAACCAGUCGACCGAAGACACCGGUCUAAAGGUUUGGGCAGAUGGGUCUGAAAGCGUUAGAAACACAGACAUCGUUGUUUGGCCAACUUUGGCUCUAACACAUCCUCCGGUCACUGAACAAUUCCCAGUGAUGACAUCUGAUUUCUUGCAAUUCUUGAUCACUCCAGCUUCGUUCUUCGACCGUAACCCAGCUCUAGAUGUCCCACUUGCAAACAACAACUUCAACAAGUCUGUAUAUUAUGAAGAUGCUAACAAGGCGGACGGCAAGCCAUCGUCCGAGUGUUGUAAGAUGUAG